Messenger RNA from Brachypodium distachyon (stiff brome), 2907 nucleotides. RefSeq names its product beta-galactosidase 1. Gene Ontology annotation, biological process: carbohydrate metabolic process. The coding region runs from base 25 to 2520 and encodes 831 amino acids. Gene Ontology annotation, molecular function: beta-galactosidase activity; carbohydrate binding. The record is from RefSeq and is a predicted model, not a curated record. Lineage: Eukaryota; Viridiplantae; Streptophyta; Magnoliopsida; Poales; Poaceae. The transcript has 15 exons. Gene Ontology annotation, cellular component: cell wall; vacuole.
UCCUACCACACGGGCGCGAUCGCAAUGCGUGCCAACAAUACGGCGCGAGCGCUGUCGCUGGCGCUGCUGGUUCUGGUUGUUUCCGUGUUGGGGUUCGUCCCCGGCGCGAGCUGCACCGAGGUCUCGUACGACGAGCGCGCGCUGGUCAUCGACGGCCAGCGCCGCAUCAUCCUCUCCGGCUCCAUCCACUACCCGAGGAGCACCCCCGAGAUGUGGCCCGAUCUGAUCCAGAAGGCCAAGGACGGAGGCCUCAACACCAUCGAGACCUACGUCUUCUGGAACGGCCAUGAGCCGCGCCCUCGUCAGUAUAACUUCGAGGGGAACUACGACAUCAUGAGGUUCUUCAAGGAGGUGCAGAAAGCCGGCAUGUACGCCAUCCUUCGCAUCGGCCCAUACAUCUGCGGUGAAUGGAACUACGGAGGACUCCCUGCCUGGCUCCGUGACAUCCCUGACAUGCAGUUCAGACUUCACAACGAGCCUUUCGAGCGUGAGAUGGAGACCUUCACCACUCUGAUAGUGAACAAGAUGAAGGACGCAAACAUGUUUGCAGGCCAGGGAGGCCCCAUCAUUCUCACCCAGAUCGAGAACGAGUACGGGAACGUCCAGAGCAAUUUGCCAGACCAGGAAUCCGCCACCAAGUACAUCCAUUGGUGUGCUGACAUGGCUAACAAGCAGAACGUCGGCGUGCCAUGGAUCAUGUGCCAGCAAUCCAACGACGUCCCGCCCAAUGUGAUCGAAACAUGCAACGGGUUUUACUGCCACGACUUCAAGCCGAAAGGAAGCAACAUGCCCAAGAUAUGGACCGAGAACUGGACUGGAUGGUUCAAAGCCUGGGAUAAGCCAGAUUAUCAUAGGCCUGCUGAGGAUGUUGCUUACGCAGUUGCCAUGUUCUUCCAAAACCGUGGGUCGGUCCAGAACUACUACAUGUAUCAUGGUGGAACCAACUUUGGCCGCACCUCUGGAGGUCCAUACAUCACAACCACCUAUGACUAUGAUGCACCUUUGGAUGAGUAUGGUAACAUCAGGCAACCUAAAUACGGUCACUUGAAGGCGCUUCACACUGUACUGACUUCCAUGGAGAAGCAUCUCGUCUACGGGCAGCAGAACGAAACCAACUUGGACGACAAAGUCAAAGCGACAAAGUACACCUUGGACGAUGGUUCGUCUGCCUGCUUCAUCAGCAACAGCCAUGAUAACAAGGAUGUGAAUGUGACCUUUGAAGGAUCUGCUUACCAAGUACCAGCAUGGUCUGUCAGUGUUUUGCCCGACUGCAAGACUGUCGCAUACAACACCGCAAAGGUUAAGACCCAAACGUCUGUAAUGGUGAAGAAAGAAAGUGCAGCGAAGGGAGGCUUGAAGUGGUCGUGGUUGCCUGAAUUCUUGAGGCCUUCCUUCACCGACAGCUACGGCUCUUUCAAAAGCAACGAGCUCUUGGAACAGAUUGUUACGGGAGCUGAUGAAAGUGACUACCUGUGGUACAAGACAAGCCUGACCCGUGGUCCGAAAGAGCAGUUCACGUUGUACGUGAACACAACAGGCCAUGAACUAUACGCAUUUGUGAAUGGGGAGCUGGCUGGGUACAAGCAUGCCGUGAAUGGGCCAUAUCUCUUCCAGUUUGAGGCUCCGGUGACACUGAAGCCCGGCAAGAACUACAUCUCCCUCCUCAGUGCUACCGUCGGCCUCAAGAACUACGGAGCCUCCUUCGAACUGAUGCCCGCCGGUAUCGUUGGCGGACCGGUUAAGCUGGUUAGCGCCCACGGCAACACCAUCGAUCUCUCCAACAACACCUGGACUUACAAGACUGGCUUGUUUGGUGAGCAAAAGCAAAUCCAUCUGGACAAGCCUGGCCUCAGAUGGAGCCCUUUCGCCGUCCCAACCAACAGGCCCUUCACCUGGUACAAGGCUACGUUCCAGGCUCCCGCUGGCACGGAGGCCGUGGUGGUGGACCUGGUCGGCCUGAACAAAGGCGUGGUGUACGUGAACGGCCACAACCUGGGCCGCUACUGGCCGAGCUACGUGGCCGGCGACAUGGACGGCUGCCACCGCUGCGACUACCGGGGGGAGUACGUGACGUGGAACAACCAGGAGAAGUGCCUCACCGGCUGCGGCGAGGUCGGCCAGAGGUUCUACCACGUGCCCCGCUCCUUCCUCAACGCCGCCCACGGCGCGCCCAACACCGUCGUGCUCUUCGAGGAGGCCGGCGGCGACCCGGCCAAGGUCAACUUCAGGACGGUGGCGGUCGGCCCGGUGUGUGCGGACGCCGAGAAGGGCGACGCCGUGACCCUGGCGUGCGCGCACGGCAGGACCAUCUCCAGCGUCGACACGGCGAGCUUCGGCGUCUCCGGGGGCCAGUGCGGCGCAUACGAGGGCGGCAGCGGCUGCGAGUCCAAGCCGGCCUUGGAGGCGAUCACGGCGGCGUGCGUCGGGAAGAAGUGGUGCACCGUGAGCUACACCGAUGCGUUCGACUCCGCCGAUUGCAAGGGGUCCGGCGUGCUCACCGUUCAGGCUACAUGCAGCUAGCAAGCUGAGCAGAUCAGCUUAUUACUUGCUACUAGUAGUUAGAAACUUAUUUUGGGUCUUUGCGGUUUUGUAUAGCUAAAUUAAGUUAGGCCUUCAGUCAUCCAGUCUACCUGUACACUGAUGGCUAAUAUAUACACGGUCAAUAAUGCAGUUUCGAUACAGUAGUAAACCACAAGUUGACUGCACAUGGCGAAUUCUAUUUAUGUCAGCUAAAUUUGGUUUUUCAUCAAGAACGUUAAGAACAACGGCAAAUAACUGAUCACUUGGAUUUAGAAUAGCAAACCAGCGCAUCACCACAUUAAGAACAUUAAGAACAUUCAGGAUAUAGCAAGCUUGACUGCAGACCAGCACGUGGCCGCAAAAAAAUAUGGAUUUAGAAUUUCACGA